AUGGAAAGGAUACUACAAGUGUUAAAUAGCAUGAAGCACACCCAGCAAGCCCAUUUGCAAUAUUUCAACGAGCUGCUAAGUAAUGCCGACAGUGCAGCUCCGCACCCUCAUGGCCUCCCAGUCCUGCCUUUCUCGAAUGUGGCGGAUGUUCUCGCGUAUGAGGAGAACCUCGAGACAGACAGACAGCCAAGCUGAUGAUCAAAUGAAAAAGUACAUGGCUGUACAAGAGGGAGAUUCGACGAAACAGAGAAGAACACGUGUACUGCAGUCCCUCCUCAGCUGGAAUGCUGCAGUGGGCUUCAGUUGGUUUGGCACAAAGGGAAAAAAAAGAAUCUGUGAACUGCUCCUCUGCAAGCUGAUGUGCGGCGUGUUGACUAAUGACAUCCAAAACCCGAAUGCGAGCCUGAAGGAUGUGGAGAAGGCUGCGAUGACCUGGUUCCGUCAUACUGCUGAGCGGCUUGCCGCGCAACAAAAAUAGUUUCUUUCUUUGUUUGUUCAACUAAUAAGAUAAUCCUGAAGGUCAGUUAUUUGCUGCAAAUU
Rhipicephalus sanguineus (brown dog tick) is the source of this 540-nucleotide messenger RNA. RefSeq lists its product as uncharacterized. The record is from RefSeq and is a predicted model, not a curated record. NCBI's taxonomy places the organism in Eukaryota, Metazoa, Arthropoda, Arachnida, Ixodida, Ixodidae. The transcript is spliced from 3 exons. Bases 83 to 478 code for a protein of 131 amino acids.